This is a messenger RNA of Racocetra fulgida, 281 nucleotides long. NCBI's taxonomy places the organism in Eukaryota, Fungi, Glomeromycota, Glomeromycetes, Diversisporales, Gigasporaceae. The record is from the annotation of a GenBank genome assembly.
AUGAUAUUAUUGAUUUACCUGAAGUUACAUCUCUUUCUAUAAGAUUUUCAUCGUUAUCUAUUUCGAGUUCAUAUUGGCUGAUCGUUCUAGAAUUGGUAGAACAGCAAUUUUUUACAGUUCCACAACCUUCGCAACUACAUCCUGUACCACACCUGCAUACUGAUUCAGUGGUUGAUGUGCCGCAACAACUUCCGCUUGCCAUAGCAGAAGGGCAACUUUGUAAAGAACUUGUAAAAACGGGUAGAUCACGAUGUUCAGGCUCUGUCGGAAUAAUAGAUUGA